UUACAGUAUAUUUUAAGCAUGCUAAAACUUGAGACAACUCUUUCCAGCGAUUAUUAAAAGUUUUAAACUCAUUCUUGCUAAGUUGCAAAUAAGGGAAGAACCGUAAAUACAUCGCCUUUCUAAAAACAUUUUUGAUAAUUUACCAAUUUAUUUUAUUGUUCAAAAGUGCAUUUUCACAAUUUGUCAACUUUCAUAACAAUUUAGACCCUAUAAUAAAAUUUCAAACGUUCAAUGAAAUCGAUAUUCGCCAUAAUAUGUUUUUAUUUGUCUUACGACCUCAUCCAAAUUUAAAAAUUAAGUCACAAAAAUUCGCACACUCUUUAGAAUUUAUAAAAGAGCAUUUUCGUGGAAGGCAAGAAAAUCAUUUACACAAACGAAGUUCGAUUGUAAUUAGGCCUAUUCUCCACCAAUUCAAAUAGAAAACGCAGCACGGACAUAGGUAUGUUGUCUUUACUUACGGAAAGACAUGACAUCGGAACAAGAAUAAUAUGAGAGUUAAAGAAAAAUACAUUUUGCUAAGAAAAUUCACUAACUGUAUGCAAAUAUUAUCUAACGACGUGCGGGAAGGACGCAUUAUUUAAUUUGAUAGUAUAUAUAUCAUUCGGUUUUAUCACAUGAUACUGUAGAGGGAUCGAUCUCGAUUCCCUAUAACAUGACUAAAGACGCGCAUUUUUAACCCUUAGCCUGCUGCAGGCGAAUUUAACAGCCUUUGCAAACAGCUUGGAACCAGAUCAGACGCCGAUUAAAUCGGCGUCUGAUCAGGUUCCAAGCUGUUUGCUACUCUGACAAUAUUUCUUCCAAUUUUGGAGCAAAUUGAAUGAACUUUACAAUUUUAGCAGACGACAUUUCCAGCAGACAACAAUUUAUCUAGCAUGCUAAAGGUUAAGAAGUUACUGUGCAGAUGCAUGCACGCACGCACGCACGAACAUACGCACGUACACACGCUAGUUUGCACGCAUCACUAAUAAACAACAACGCAUAAUUAUUUUUUACAGCUAUAUACCUCAGGUUAUGGUUGAGAAAAAUGGCGGAAACUGCGGUCUAUUUGUUGGCUGAAAACUUACUACCUGCACCUGAGGCAUAUAUUUUACUAAGAUCUGUAAAUUACAAAUAGUUUAUACAUUAAUUAAGUUUAAUUUUAUAAUACUUAUAUAUAAUGAAAUACCUGCAUAAUUGUUGUGUUUUAGCAUGGAUAAUAUAUUUGUUAGGGCAGUUUAUUGCAGCAGAAAUAUAUUCCUCUACGUCACAGAUAAAGGACGAGUUGGGAAGGCUACGGCAGGACAAUACCGUGUCAUUGCUUAGGCAAUUACUAGACAGUCAAGAACGAAGACUGGCUAGUAUGAAAAGAUUCGUACAGUCACUUGAUCAGCUGGAAGGUGAUAUGAAAGACCCAGAAUUCAAUGUUCACCAUCCGUUGGACGCUUACAGAUUCAUCAAAAACCAUUCCGUCGUGUACAAUGAUAGUGUAACAAACCUUUUAAAUGAACUGAAGACGCACGAAGAAGAACAAGAUGAAAUAACCAAAUUAGCAAGAAAACUAACAGCAUUUCAUAAAGACGAUUUGCUAGGAGCCAUUCAAGGAUUAAUACGUAUACAGGAUGUUUAUGGUUUAGAAACACAAGAUCUGGCUGACGGAAAUGUCCGCGGACUACAUCGGCGUAAAAUGACAGCGCUGGAAUGUCAGGACAUGAUGAUUGUAGCCUUCCACUCAGAUUUAGUAGACUUGGCGCUAGAAUGGCUCGAGGUUGCGUUGCAACGUAUAGAAGCUGGGGACGAUACGAUUACAUACACCAAAAUUCUCUGCAAAGCGGCAGCUGUGGCUUUUAAUGUAAAAUAUGAACUGACAGCUGCCAUGCUUUAUGAAUACGUACUUGAACGUAACCCACGGAGCAGAUAUCAUAGGCAAAAGAUGAAAUAUUACCAAGGAUACAAUACGCAGGAUGUUGUCAGAUACCCACUGCCUCAUGAGGGCUUUCAUAAGGCAUGCCAAAUGACUAUCGAAAACAAGAAUCAUAUACGAAGGGAACACGUUUGCAUGUUACUGGACAACGGACAUCCUCUACUUAGAUACCAACCAGCUAAAGUCGAAGUUCUGUCACAAGAUCCUUAUAUCUCCGUUUAUCAUGAUUGUUUCAACUUAGAAUUUCUCACAAAAUUGAUCGAAUUAGCAAAACCGCAGAUUGACAGAUCAAAGGUUGGGGGAAAAGGAAAUGAAUAUACAGCACAUUUUCGCACAAGCAAGGGGCUAUUUCUAGAAUUCACUAACCCUUUGCUGAAAUUUUACAAAUAUGUGGGAGCCUUGACAAUGCUACGACACGAAUCUUUUGAACAGUUUCAGGUAGCUAACUAUGGUAUUGGAGGACACUAUGAAAUGCAUGGAGAUUUUCUCGAUUCUAAUGAGAAGGAUCACAAGAUCAACAAUCGAAUAGCAACUUUUAUGAUAUACCUGACUGACGUUGAAGAAGGCGGAGCAACUGCGUUCUCCAAAUUAGAUGUAUCUAUUGCACCAGAGGCGGGUAAAGCAGUGUUUUGGUAUAACCUGCAUCCAGAUGGCGAAAGAAAUUAUUUGACUGCACACGGAGCGUGCCCAGUUAUUUCCGGUGACAAAUGGGUGGGAAAUAUUUGGAUAAAAGAGCAAGGACAAGAAUUUACUAGACCUUGCAAACUUGACAAGAACGAUUUAAAAUGGACAUAGCAAAACUAGCAUAUUACAAUUAUUGGAAUCCAUUACUUUCAACCAGAGUAACAGUGUGCGCCAUUCAAGACAGUUAAUUUUGAUAAUGGCUUGCGAAAGAAAAGAUGGAUCAAUAUUUUUACGGAGAUUGGACAAAAUACUGGUGCUUGACGUUAUUCAACAAAUUCAGGCACUUAUUCAUAAUUACUAGAUACACCUACAUUUUACAUCCUGCGUUUACGUUUUAUGCUUUACCUGUUAUCAAUAUCUGCGUAUAUCAGACUUAAAAUAAUUUGUGUUGGUUUCAAAACACCUGACAUUUUGUUAUUUAUAGCAAAGUCUGUUAGAAACAGAUACAUUGUGUAUGUAAAUGAAAUAAUCACUGAUAGGCUUUAUUUA
Messenger RNA from Mercenaria mercenaria, 3073 nucleotides. RefSeq names its product prolyl 4-hydroxylase subunit alpha-1-like. Lineage: Eukaryota; Metazoa; Mollusca; Bivalvia; Venerida; Veneridae. Gene Ontology annotation, cellular component: endoplasmic reticulum. Gene Ontology annotation, molecular function: procollagen-proline 4-dioxygenase activity; protein binding; iron ion binding. The record is from RefSeq and is a predicted model, not a curated record. Gene Ontology annotation, biological process: peptidyl-proline hydroxylation to 4-hydroxy-L-proline. Bases 1157 to 2695 code for a protein of 512 amino acids. The transcript is spliced from 12 exons.